CUGCGCAAUGCGGACGGAUGAGAUCGUACCUGUCUGGCAGGAAGGUCUAGUUUCAGAUGUUUAAGUGAAAUGUCUGAACGUUUGUUGCUUUUUUUUUUCUUUUUUUUUUUAUGACUAAAUCUGCCAUAAUACGAGGCAGUUGAGGCUGGAGUCAGAGGGUGGUGCUUUGUGUUGCUGAUGGAUUCGACUCUACAGGAUAAAGAUUCAUUUAUGUAUUUAUAUCAUGAGUGGAAUCAUUUUAAAAAUGGAAUCACAAUUCAUUACUGCAGAGUGUGUUUUACCCUCAAACACGCGGACGUUUGAUCUCAUUCAGGAGAAUUUCUUUCUUUCAGCGACGGUGCGCUCUUUUGUUCUUCACAAUGAGCCUUAAAGUCUGGAUAUCGUUGCGUAUUUUUUGUCGGUGAGUAUAAGUUUGUGUUUGAGCGUUUGAACCUGAAUCGUACGGCAAGUUCUCGCUUGCAGAACGGACCAGCCUGGACAUGCAGCUCAAGAAAUGUAGGUCAGGGAUGUUCAUCCCAGCAACAUGUACAUUUCGAAAAGGUAACGCUUGUUUUAAACAUGACAGUGUACUGUGUGUAUGUAUUGCAGAGCAGAAACUCUUUUCAGAGGCUCAGUGGAAGCUCAUCAUUAUGGCACACAUGGCUGCCACACUUUUGGCCUUGCUCCUGAAUUAUCAAGCAUCGUCUGAAGGUUCUCUGUCUCCACCGCUCAACCUGAGUGUGGAGUUGCUGGAUUUCAAGGCUUUGGCUCGCUGGCUUCCUGGACCAGGGAACCCAAAAGGAACCAGAUACUCCCUCGAGUUUGUAGACAUUGACAAUUUCUUAUUGCCAACUUGGCAUCAAAUCGGAGAUUGUACGAACAUCACCUCGACGGAAUGCUACUUCAUCUUCAACAAGAGAGUUCUGACAGACUAUUUUGUCAGAGUCGGAGCAGAAUGGGAGGAAGAACGGUCAGAAUGGACGCUUCUGCCACGUAGCUUCCAGCCUUAUCAAUAUACUCUUUUGAGUGCCCCAAAGUUGAGCGUGUCCGCUCUACAAAAUUCCAUAUGCAUUAUUCUCAGCCAUCCGCUCCAGUCGCUGAUGGAAGUGCGGAUGAAAUUCUCCGUUGACCUUUAUCAAAUAAUCUCCAACAACAAAUCAGAGAAGCAUAUUGCACAGAAUAUUACUACGAGGACUUCCAACUUUGUGAAUCUGCCACCUGGGAGCUACUGCAUCAAUGCUCAUGCCUUCCUUACAGAAGAAAGAUCUAAAAUCAACAAGAACACCACCAUGUGUGUUUUUCUGCAUCCGGAUCCAAAUGGAAAAGUAUGGGUGGUAAUUGUGGUGGUCUUUCCACUGCUGUCCAUUCCUGCAGUGUUCGGUUUGAUUUUUAUUUACUACUAUGUGAAGCCAUCAAAGAACAACUACAUUCCCAAAGCUAUGGAGAUUAUUGAAGGAACUCUAGUGGUCCGAAUACUGAACCCUGAGGAUCUCCGAGUGCUACCAGUUUCACAGAUACUUACAGAUGAUUGCAAGGCUACGCAUCAGGAACUGGCAGAAGACUAUUACGGUGGGUCUGAAGAAAAUUACAAGGAAGGUCUUUUUUCCCAAAUUGUGGACGUGGCAGAUCAGGACAUGCUUCCGGUGCCUGAUUUGUACAGCACAUGUGCGAAGAUGGAGGAACAAUGGGAAUAUCCGACAGAGGCGGAAUGUUAUUCUGAUGGCCUAACACUAAAUACAGACUCAUUCUCAAGUCAUUCUCAACUCAACUCGGUAGACACAAGUCAAACUGGAAAUAUGAAUGACUCCGUACUAUUUGAAUUUGAUGAAAAGUCCUCGUUUUGUUAUUCUGAGAAUAAAGAAUCUGAAGCAGAGACGGAAAGUCUGUUUUCUGAUGCUGUUUCCGGAAGCAACUAUGAGCCCAGACCUGACCCACGUUGGAUGCGCAAUUUACAACAUCACAACAUCGAACAAUGAAGAGUACAAUUUUCAAAACUCAUACAUGGUGCUAUUUUUGUGUGCUCAUCUUCACAACCCAGCUAAACUAUGUAGCUUUGAGUGGAAUACUCAGGUGGCUGAAUGGAACGUUUGGAAAACAAACAACUCUAAAAGUGAAACAAUUUGGAUUUGACAAAUUGUCUGGCACAUUUUUUACCAAAGAUGAUUGAUGGCUUUUAAUUGUCCAGAGUGAUUUAAUUAUAAUGUACUGUAUGGAAGUAGCUUUUAAAUUUAGACUGCUCUACACAACGGUUUCUUCUAGACCAGGGUUUGGAAUGAAUGUGUUGAAUGAACAUACCUUAACGUAAAUAUACAUAAACAUGUUUUUUUAUAGGGUGUGUUUUGGGAAUUCAUGUAUCAUGAAUUCAAGCAUAUUAAGGUAGUGUGAGUGUACAAAAGCUCCCCCUUGUGGUGCAUUUUCAUUCUGUUUAUAUACCAUAUUCGAGCUUUAAAAAAAAAAAAAGUUCACAGCACAUCUGUGAUAAAGACAUGAUUGAUGAAGUAAUGUGAAAUUCUCAGCUAAAUUAUUAAAAAAAAGCUUUUUUGUUAGGGUGCUAUGAAGUGUCAAAAUGAUUGAAAUCAGUUGCUACCUCAUUAAUGGCGGAAAUAUUUAUGAUCUGUGAAGCAUGAAGAAAGCCUAAGACAUUAAAUAUAUAUAUAAAAGGUGUUUAUCAACAGUGAUGCAAUAAGAAACUUUUGUUGUAUAAUAUUUUGUACAUCAAGAAGGAAUACAGACAAAAUAAAUAUACAUGAAUGUCA
Tachysurus vachellii is the source of this 2735-nucleotide messenger RNA. It is a transcript of the gene crfb12, whose product is annotated as cytokine receptor family member B12. Bases 480 to 1955 code for a protein of 491 amino acids. Gene Ontology annotation, molecular function: protein binding. The transcript has 7 exons. NCBI's taxonomy places the organism in Eukaryota, Metazoa, Chordata, Actinopteri, Siluriformes, Bagridae. The record is from RefSeq and is a predicted model, not a curated record.